Molecule: messenger RNA, 3112 nt
Organism: Orbicella faveolata
Lineage: Eukaryota; Metazoa; Cnidaria; Anthozoa; Scleractinia; Merulinidae
Product: neuronal acetylcholine receptor subunit alpha-10-like
Biological process (GO): monoatomic ion transmembrane transport
Cellular component (GO): membrane
Molecular function (GO): transmembrane signaling receptor activity; extracellular ligand-gated monoatomic ion channel activity
Source: RefSeq, a predicted model, not a curated record
AUGUUAGAAGGAAUCCACACCUUCAAAUUACCCCCUAAAAGAAUAACAAGCUUGGCAAUUUAUAGUGUGCGGUUCGCCGACAGCGCUGAUGACAACGAUAAACUGGGAGGAGGCACAGAGAAGUACAAGACAAAAAUAGCCAUCAACUCCAAUGGUUCCUGCAAGUGGAUGGCGCCAGCAAUCUUUCAGAGCACAUGUGACAUCAACACUGAAUUCUUUCCAUUUGAUGACCAGAUCUGCACACUGAAGUUCGGAUCGUGGGCUUUUGAUGGAAGCGAGGUGGAUAUAGUCGUGGAUGAGUCGGAGACUGGGGCCAAAGGAGACAUAUAUAAAAAUAAUACCGAAUGGGAGUUGGCUAAUGUAACAGCUGUCAGAAUAGAGGACAAAUACAGCUGCUGUAUCCACCCGUACCCAAGCGUGAUAAUCACACUCCAUUUAAGAAGGCGUUACUAUUUCUACAUGGUGAACCUUGUGGUACCGUGUUCUCUUAUCGCAAUGAUGGUCCUUCUCUCCUUUAUCUUACCGCCGGAAUCUGGGGAGAGGAUUGGACUGGGCAUCACCGUGUUGAUGGCUAUGGCUAUUUUUCAGGAGCUAACCUCGAAUAAACUGCCUGCGGAUUCUCAGUACAUUCCGUUGCUAGCUAAAUACUACUCCAGUGCCAUAACAGAGAUUGGACUGGCUCUGUUUGCCACCUGUGUCAUUUUGAACUUUUACUACCGGCGCUCUGUCAUGCCCAGGUGGCUUAGGAGACUUAUGUUCAAUGUUCUGGGACCGUUAGUCAGGAUAAAGUAUGAACCCAUUGGCAAGACAAAGAAGAAGAGCCGAAAAAGUUUCAUCAUAGAAGAAAACAGCGAUUUAGCACAACUUUCCGAGAAUUCCUACUCAGCGCCUUGCGAAAUGAGAAAGAUGAGUAUCAUCAACGAAACGAAAUGCGAAGGAAAUGGUUGCUGCAGUGAUGCUGGUCAGACGUCGCUCUUACAGCGCACGCGUUCUAGAACACAAAGCAGUGUUCGCGAGACUCCUAUUUUGAAUGAUCACGUGGAACAUAAGCAGCAGGGAAAGUAUGUGUCCGAGCCAGUGGAUGACCUGCAUACCGAAGAGAUGAUAAAAAUGAACAAUCACAUGGAUUGGCAAAUGGCCGCCAAGAUCCUGGACCGAGUGGUGCUACUAGUCGGGAUUUUAAUCAGCUUUGCAACUUUCCUCGCGAUUUUCCUGCAGGCGCCGCGAGUACGAGAAAUGUUUGUGUCGUGAACGGAAAGAAAUGUGAAGGAAAUGUUUGCUGUAGUGAUGCAGGCCAACCGUCGUUCAUACAGUACACGCAAAGCACUGUUCUCGAGACUCCCUGAUUUUGAAGGUGGUCGCAGAAACACCGACAAAAAAAACAAAGAAGCACCCAUUCCGCCAUGCCCCUUACACCAUCGAGGAGUAAAUUGAGCACCUUUCGUUUACGUUUCCUUCAGAAGUUAGAGAUCCUUCGCUCCUCGGACAACUAACUUCUUUCGGCCGAGAGAGAAAUCUGCGAUUCGAACAGAAUGAUGACGAAGCCCUAAAGACAACAGUGUAACGUCCAGCCUCAAUACCAGGCUCUCUCUUCUUUGCCCCUCUUGAAGAGAGAGCCUGAGAUCUAGGCAUUAUAAUUUAUGUCUCAUUUUAGUUGCUAUUCUUAUCAAACAUUUUAGGAGCACUAUUUUGUCGUCAUUAUUAAAUGUUUCAGCUCGAAUUUCAGAGAAAGUGCAGAUAGUAGAACGCCGAAAGAGAUCCGUCUGCUUUCUCAGGCUUUAGUCUCGCCUGGGCCUGAUCAAAUUGAACUUGUCUGUUGACUUUAGUUUCAAAGAGCGGAACUACAAUGUAUUACAAUUUUUAGUAAUUAGAACAUGCUAAAUCUAUUGUUUAGACAAAAACUGAAAUUAAUGCCGCGGAGGUUGCUCUCCACACUGAAACACCUGCGAAAAUCGUUGUUUGAGUACCGGAAGUCCGACCAAACGUCUAUCUCGGCCGGAAUUCCUGUACGGUCUUCAGUCUGAAUGAUUGAGCCCGCGAUUUUAGGCCUAGAUGUUGCUAGGUAACAGAAUACAUCAUGAUGGAUCCUCAGUUUCGCAUUAUUCGUGUAAAUGAUUAUUUAAAUUCGACGAAACGUGAUCGGAAAAUUGUGGAAAUUCUGUUCUUUUUUUCCGAUCGAGGAUUGUUUUUUUCCUGUAAAGAAUCAGACGUAUAAGUGGCAUAUCUUGUAAACAUUGCUUCGACCCUGAUUUAUACCACUUCAUCAGAAUCCAAUCCCAGCGAAACUCUGUGUCAUAAUGGCACAGUCAUAAUGCUGGUAAAAUAACUAGAAAUCAGAUUUAAGCUAUCUGUCUAUUUUCUUUACUAAUUUUCUACAAUCGCUGCUUCCUCAGUAUAAGCUUAGCAAAACCAAGCUUAAACUGUGGACUUGGAUGAUGCACGUUUUCAACCGUUUGACACGUGGUAGUUGUUUUCCCAUUUUUGACACCCAUUUCGUUUUUCAGCGCUUGGGACACGUUACAUGUUUUCUUGAGCUUGUCACCCAUCACAUGUGUUUACUUAGAAUUCCUGUGGCCUCCUCUGGGAUCUUAAGAAGACUAAAGUCGCCCAAAGUUACCUUAAGUUGCUUUUAAGAGGUUAUUGGUUACGCAAUGUUAGAAGGAAUCCACACCUUCAAAUUACCCCCUAAAAGAAUAACAAGCUUGGCAAUUUAUAGGUGAACUCCACUCCAUCCGUAAGCUAAGGACCAGUGGAGGAGGCAUGGCAGUCCAAUGGUGGAUGCAUUUAACUCUGGGUUAAGCAGUCUAGUUUUGAUCCCUAGCGGAGAUCAUUGCAUUUUGUCCUUGGGGGGGGUAUAGUAGCAGUAGUAGACUAAUAGUACUCUCACAGUGGCUCUCCUCACCCAGAUGUAUAUAUGAAUACUGGUUAGUGGUAAGAGGUAACCCAGUAAUGGACUAAGAGUUGAUAGGACACUGUUUGUUAUUAAAAGGAAACGUGUUACAUGGUUGAUUUCAGGAAAAAGAGAUAAAAAAGCGACUGUAAUGCUAUAAUUUUAUUCAUUACUUUUUGUGAGAUAUUUCUGAAUCAAAUUAUAGAUGCGAACGGAGACUAA